Molecule: messenger RNA, 1181 nt
Organism: Bombus pyrosoma
Lineage: Eukaryota; Metazoa; Arthropoda; Insecta; Hymenoptera; Apidae
Gene: Chchd3
Product: MICOS complex subunit MIC19
Exons: 3
Coding region: 528-1112 (194 amino acids)
Biological process (GO): inner mitochondrial membrane organization
Cellular component (GO): MICOS complex
Source: RefSeq, a predicted model, not a curated record
UCUUUGAUGUAAAUCUAAAUCAAAUUGUUUUUAUCAUAUGCAUAUAAAUAAUUACAGCGGUUGUGUAAAUGUUAUGCCUUAUUCGUGAUAAAUAAAACAUUAAUUUUAAUCGAUACAGUGUUCCCAGAUUUUGAUAACCUUAUUAAUAAAUAAUAAUAGUUUUGUAAGCAGUUGCUAUAUUAUCGAUUGCAGUAGUGAAAUUAAAGUAUAUAAAAAAUAAAGGAUACGUACACAUUUGCUGUCAUACGUGCAUUGACAUUACACGCAAAUCUGUUAAUAUUCAGUUAGUAAAACAAAAAAAAAAAAAGGACAUGAAAAUUCUUACAUACGUAUGUGUACAUUACAGCGAUUUGACUAAAUAUUAACGAAAAAAGCAAUUACAAGAAGAAUGCAGUGAGAAAUGUAACAGUUCAGUCUUACAGUUUAUUUAAUUAUUGGUGACAAAACAUUUUUACUGACAGAGGUAAUAAGAUUUGCAAGUAAUUUGUUGUGGUGAGUUUAUCAAAAAACAAAUUUAAACGGACAAUAUGGGUUCCGGACAAAGUACUCGUAAACUUACUAUCAAUAACGAAGAAGUAGGUGUAAUAGAAAUAUCGGAAUCCGUUGUGGAGCGUUUAACUCAAAAGGUGCCUGAAACAAAUAUUAACGUGGCAAGUGAAGUAAGAUCUACUACUUUAGCGGAGCCGUCUUCUAAAAAAACUGUUUCUCAACAAUUACCUCAAAGUGGUGAUAUACUAGCGAAUGCUGGAUAUCCCACAUAUCAUCCACAAUUAACUUUAACCGCUCUUCAAAUACAGCAACAGAAUGAACAAGAAUUUCGUAAACAGGAUAAUUAUUGGCAACAACGUUUGCAGAAAUUGGAACAAAAACAUUCAGAAAUUAAUGAAAUCAUUAACGCAGAAUAUAAAAAAGCAGCGGAACAAUUAUAUAUUGAUGGUAAAAAGGGGGUAAAUAUUCAUGAUACUGUCCAACCAUGCAAAAAUAGUUCUGAGAAAGUGUUCAAAUGUUACCAGGAUCAUCCUAAAGAAAUUCUGAAGUGUUCUACCUUAGUCGAAGAGUUUUCCAAUUGCGUAGAUCAGCGUCGUGCGCGUGUGAUUGCAGCACGUUGUUAAUAUAUCUUAAUAUUGAAUUGUUAGUAGCCAAACGUAAUGUUAUUUAAUAAAAAAAUUUCAAAAAAUAAA